AGAAGAGAGGCGCGCACACCUCUCCGCUCCAGAGAGACCAGGCGCACCAACCCAGGCGAGACAGGAGCGCGUCUGCUGCCGCUGCUGAGUGCCAGACACCAUGCCAGUGCCGGAUCACCGAGGGGACCCGGGCCGAUGGACCAAUGUCAGCUAUCGUGUGCGGCAGCCCAGCCAGCCAGAGAUUGCGCCGAGGAGGAAGAAACGGAAUUGGUUCAACAGGUGUUGCCGGUGCUGCUCGGGUCAAGGGGACGAUGGAGACUGGGGUCCCUCACCCGGCGAGGUCCCCGGGCGGCGGGCGGAACCCGUUGUCCGCGAGGGCAUGCUGGUUAUCAGCGGGAUCGAUUUGAUGAGCGACCGGACCAGCAGCAACCGCCGCAGUCACCACACGGAUGAGUACGAAUACAACCACCUCAUACUCCGCCGUGGGCAGCCGUUCGAUAUGAAGCUCCAGUUCCAGCAGCCCUACGACCCUGAAGAGCAUCGCGUCUGCCUGGAGUUCCUCAUCGGCCCCACACCGCAAGUCUCCAAGAACACACACAUUCUGGUUCCUGUGGGCAGCUCCCUGGGCGACUUGGGCUGGGCGGCAGACGUGACCAACAGGGGCACCAACAGCAUGACCCUCCGGGUCUUCACCUCCCCCAAAGCCGUGAUCGGGAAGUACCAGUUCAGCGUCAAGACGCGAAGCAAGGCGGGCGAGUACCAGGCGCCCUUUGACCCCCACAACGAGAUUUACAUCCUCUUCAACCCGUGGUGCUCCGGGGAUCCCGUUUACAUGAAGCAAAGCGAUUGGCUGGAGGAAUAUGUGCUGAAUGAGUCUGGGAGGAUCUACUAUGGCACUGAAAGCCAGAUUGGGGAGCGAACGUGGAAUUAUGCUCAAUUUGACCAAGGAAUCCUCGAUGCCUGUCUGUACAUGUUGGACCGUCGCGGGAUGCCUCAUGCAAGUCGCGGAGACCCAAUCAUGGUCUCCCGCGUUAUCUCUGCCAUGGUGAACUCCCUAGAUGACAAUGGGGUGCUCGUCGGGUGUUGGACGGGCGACUAUUCCCGAGGCACCAACCCUUCGGCAUGGGUGGGAAGCCGGGACAUCCUCCUGAAGUAUUACAAAUCAGGCUACCCUGUCCUCUACGGGCAGUGCUGGGUGUUUGCUGGAGUCGUGACCACAGUGUUGCGGUGCCUGGGCAUUCCCACGCGGACCGUCACCAACUACAACUCGGCGCACGACACAGACGUCAGUCUCACGAUGGACAUCUACUUCGAUGAGAACAUGAAGCCGAUAGAGAACCUAAACGCGGACUCUGUCUGGAAUUUCCACGUCUGGAACGACUGCUGGAUGACACGGCCUGAUCUGCCUUCAGGGUAUGACGGAUGGCAGGUGGUGGACGCUACUCCGCAGGAGUCCAGCAGUGGCAUCUUCUGCUGUGGGCCCUGCUCCGUAGAGGCCAUCAAGAAUGGGCUGGUCUACAUGAAAUACGACGCCUCCUUCUGUUUUGCUGAGGUGAACAGCGACAAGGUGUACUGGCAGCGCCAGUCCGAUGGGUCUUUCAAGAUUGUCUACGUGGAGGAGAAAGCCAUUGGCCACCUCAUCAGUACCAAGGCGGUGGGUUCCGACAAGCGCCACGACAUCACCGAUAUUUACAAACAUGCUGAAGGAAGUGACGCCGAGCGCAAAGCGGUAGAAACUGCAGCCAAACACGGCACCAAGGCCCACAUCUACAUCAACAAGGAGUGGGGAGACGACAUCUCGGUGACAGUGGACACCCAAGAGGCCUACACGGGCCAAGACAUCUCCUUGCGGGUCAACCUGAAGAACCGGAGCAACAUGCCCCGCGAUGUCUCCCUCAACCUCUUUGUGGCCGUCAUGUACUACACGGGCGUAACCGGCAGCAGCUUCAAGAAGGAGCAGCGGCAAGUCCAGGUUCCGGCAGGCGGAGCCCAGGCCGUUCCCAUGGUGAUCUCCUACGCGGAGUACAAGCCCCACCUGGUGGACCAGGGGGCCAUGAAGCUCAGCAUCUCCGGCAAAGUGUCCGAGACCGGGCAGGUCAUCGCAAAGGAGCAUACUUUCCGUCUGCGCACGCCCGACCUCACCCUCACGUUGCUGGGCCCAGCGAUCGUCGGACAGGAGACCCAAGUCCAGAUUCUCUUCAAGAACCCUCUUCCUGUCACCCUGACCAACACCAUUUUCCACAUGGAAGGAUCGGGCCUCUCCACCCCCAAUACGAUGACCGUGGGGAAUAUCGGCCCGCACCAGACCGUGACACUCCGCCAGACCUUCACACCGCUGCGUGCAGGACAACGCCAGCUGGUUGCCAGCAUGGACAGCCCACAGCUCUCCCAGGUCCACGGGGUGCUGACAGUCAAUGUGACCCAGGGACCCCCGCCUGGACCGUCUGCCUCCCCUGCCCCUGCUCGUGGCUCUCCUGCCCGGGUCCGCAACUCGCCAGUCCCUGCCCGAGCAUCCCCCGCCCUCGCCCGGGCCUCUCCUGGCAGGCAGCCUACCGGCCGCGCCAGCCCAGCAAAUGCUCACGGUUCUCCAGCUCGCCAUCCGGAUCCCCGAGGGUCCCCCAAUGCCCGUGGGUCACCUGCGGCGAACAGGACAGGGCGGACAGGGCGACCUGUCUGAACCAGAUCUUAACGAUCACGUACUGUAUAAUUAUCAUAGAAUGCCGGCAGAACCAGGAGGGCAAAAUAGAGGGGCCAGAGACCACAGCCGUGGAGACGGGGGUGUUGCCGAAAACUUACCUAUGGCAUGUAAUCUCUCCGUCCGUCUGUCCGUCCGUCCACCCACCGACAAAGACCACCGUACUAUCUGUCGACCCUCUCUGCUUCCACCCUUCUUUUGUUAUCUCUGCUUUUGCCACGCAACUUUGUUUUAUGCCGUCUUUCCGCUUAUCCAUGUCUUCUAUAUUUAUCCACUCCAGCCUCCUCACACGCCUCCAAUUUCUCCAUCCAUCCCCUUAGGGAACUGUCAGCCGUUUUCUCUUUGGCUUUCUCUCCGUCCACAUGCAAUUGUUCCCUUCCGACUUCCUGAAUUUCUCACCACCAGCCCACCCUCUGGUCCCAAGUUGGCAGAUUUUUUUUUAUUCCCAAAACGCUUCCAGCGGUGAAGGUUAGACCCUUGCCACCCGGCACCCUCCAAAGUCACCCUUACAAACCUUCCUGUCGGGGCCCCGUAAAAUUAUUUUAUAGAUCUCUCUCUCUCUUCUUCUCUCACUGUAACGUUCUUUCGUUUUCAAAAUCUACACUGAACCUCACUCGAGCAAACUUGCUCCCACCGAUACUGGAGGCACAAUUGCCACUUUGCCCACUAGAAACUUCCCACUAGCUUCGCUCCCUCCCUAGCUCCCAUUUGGAAAGGUUAAUUUGUAUAGGCUUGAGCGAGGGGGUAUUUUUUAAGGAAUUGCCCCGAGAAAUGUAACUGGGGCCGGGGGGGGGGGGGCAGGGUUGGGCACUGCUUGAGGAAGACUAAUGCACUGUAAAAUAUAUUGAUUUGGACUUCGCCGUCUUGCCUAUAUUCAUUCAUUUAAAUGUACACACUUACAAAAUGACCGUGAACUUCCUUGACGAGCACUGAAA
Molecule: messenger RNA, 3570 nt
Organism: Elgaria multicarinata webbii
Lineage: Eukaryota; Metazoa; Chordata; Lepidosauria; Squamata; Anguidae
Gene: TGM1
Product: transglutaminase 1
Exons: 15
Coding region: 101-2617 (838 amino acids)
Biological process (GO): peptide cross-linking
Molecular function (GO): protein-glutamine gamma-glutamyltransferase activity
Source: RefSeq, a predicted model, not a curated record